ACAAGAUGGCGGAGAGUGCGGAACUAAAGCAAAUGGUCAUGAGCCUGCGGGUGUCAGAGCUGCAGGUUCUUUUGGGCUACGCUGGCAAAAACAAACAUGGACGAAAGCACGAGCUCUUGACGAAAGCCUUACACCUUCUUAAAACUGGCUGCAGCCCCGCUGUCCUGAUGAAGAUCAAGGAACUCUACAGACGGCGCUUCCCCACCAAGCUGGUGUCCCCUGCGGAGCUAGCCCUGCCCGGAGUCCACCCCGCUGCGGCCUCCCUGCCCUCUGGUCUCACUCAUUUGCGCUUUGAUGGGCAUGGAGCACCUCCUUCCCCUCUUCUCCCCAUUUCCCUCCUCGGGCCCAAACAUGAGCUGGGCCUGCCCCACCUCCCUACCAACCUGCAUCCCGUACACCCUGAUGUAAAACUGCAGCGGCUGCCAUUUUACGACAUGAUGGAUGAGCUAAUUAAACCAACAAGUCUCGCUUCAGAUAACAGCCAGAGGUUUCAGGAAACGUGUUUUGCAUUUGCAUUGACGCCACAGCAGGUCCAACAAGUCAGCAGCUCAAUGGACAUAUCAGGGACCAAAUGUGACUUUACAGUGCAAGUACAGUUACGGUUUUGUCUAUCAGAGACGAGCUGCCCUCAGCAGGACCACUUUCCCCCUAAUCUCUGUGUUAAAGUCAACGGGAAACCAUGUAAUCUCCCAGGAUAUCUCCCUCCUACCAAAAAUGGCGUGGAACCAAAGAGGCCCAGCAGACCUAUCAACAUUACCUCACUGGUCAGACUGUCCACAACAGUCCCCAACACCAUUGUAGUGUCCUGGACCUCGGAAAUUGGACGGAGUUACUCUAUGGCUGUGUACCUGGUCAAGCAGCUUUCGUCUACAGUGCUGCUGCAGAGACUACGGGCCAAAGGCAUCAGAAACCCAGAUCACUCUCGAGCACUCAUAAAGGAAAAGUUAACAGCAGACCCUGACAGUGAAAUCGCAACCACCAGUCUUAGAGUUUCAUUAUUAUGUCCGCUGGGAAAGAUGCGGCUGAUGAUUCCGUGUCGGGCGUUGACGUGUUCGCACCUGCAGUGUUUCGAUGCUACGCUCUACAUCCAAAUGAACGAAAAGAAGCCCACAUGGGUGUGUCCUGUCUGUGACAAGAAAGCACCCUAUGAACACCUCAUCAUUGACGGGAUGUUUAUGGAGAUUCUGAACAGCUGUUUAGAUUGUGAUGAAAUCCAAUUCAAAGAGGAUGGCAGCUGGGCCCCCAUGAGGUCAAAAAAGGAAGUGCAGGAAGUGCCUGCUUCAUACAAUGGCAUAGAUGGUGGGUGUCGCACAGUGUUGCUGGAGCAGAACUCUCAAACAAAUGGCAGCAGUGGAGGCAGCAGCAAAAAUGUGGAGGUGAUCGAUUUGACACUUGACAGCUCAUCUGAAGAUGAGGAGGAUGAAGAGCCUCUUCAGAAACUAAGUUGCCCCUCGCUGUCCAGCAUCUCUCCUCAGAUCGAUAAAGGAGUGCUAAAUCUGCAUAGACAAGCAUCACCUAUAAGUCGAACUCCAAGCAUGCCUCAAGUGGACACCAAUUACAUUCCCCUACCUCCCCCCCUAAUUCAGGACUACCGCCACUACUACAGUACACCCACCGACCUGUCAGAUAUCAACUUUUUCCCUUUUUUACAAGGGGAGAAUCAUCAGCACUACAACAUGGUGAUGGCAGCGGCUGCAUCAGCAUCUGAAGAUCACGAGCUCCUCCUGAGUCGUUUUCUGCCAUACGGCUCGUCUCAGCUGUACCUGGACCCUCCUUCCACCCCCGUCAGCAGCACCCUCCCUCCCAUUAACGUUAACGGCAGCAAUGGCAGCAGCCUGGUCUCCUCCAGCAGCCUACGUGAAAACCUCGGACACCCGCCCACCCCAAGGUCCACAUCUGAAACAACCCCAACAUCUGCCAUCUACGGCCCCAUCCCAGACGUCAUAUCAUUAGACUGACCCAGGACCAGACACUCACAUAGAAAUAGACUGAAGAGACUUUCAAACAUUGGGGUAAAAAAAGGGGGGCAUACAGGAUGACUGAAGGGUGUUUUUGUAAACGAUGAUAAUCGUUGCCGUGUACAGAGAACAAAUAUAUUUUUUGUUUGACUUUUGUGUAUACUUAUCUAUCUAGCUAUCUAAUGUAUUUGUAAACUUGAAAGAGUUGUUUUCCCGGCUUGCUAAGUUAGUUUUGGAUUUAUCUCCUUGGAAAAUGAAGAUAUUUUUCCCUCAUAGCUCUGUUUCAACCCCUUUAAUAAAAUAUGAACACCUUUUAUAUCCCUUCCCUUCCCUGCCAUAUUCUGUAUUCUUCGAUAUUAUGUCUGUUUCCACAUGGCACAAUGGCUAUGAUUGGACUGCCUACCUAACUCUUGAUUCUUUUUUCUUCCCAGUAAAACUUGCCAAUCCAUACCACAUUGACCAUCCAUAACUGAUGGCAGCAUGUUCCUUCAAACAUGUAGGAUUAUCUUACAGUAUACAAUUGCUUUAAUUUAUGUGAGGUAGAUGGGCCAUUAAGAAGCAUUCCUUCACCUUCAGGCUACCAACUGGAAGUAGAAGCAUUAUUACGCCAAUAUGUGACCUCAUUAUUCUUACGUGAAAUGUAAUAUGACUUUUUGUUUUAAAACGCAUCCACUUUGUUCCUAUUUUUCUUGCUCGAUGCCAAAAGAACACUGUUUAGUGUUGAAGUUUCUAGAGUGAGAGCUUGUGAGUUCAGUGAACUUAAACAUACACCAUAUGUCAAAUUUUCUCUUUCUUUGUGGCUCCCAUGCUUGAUUGUUCUUUCCUUCCUUCACUCCUUCCCUCCUCCCUUCCUUACAUUUUUGAGGAAGAAUGAAUUAUUUGGAGGUUCAACAGUGGCUUAGAUGACGAGAAGACUGUGGUAUCUUUGGUGUUGGCGUGUAUCAUAUGUUUGUUUGAACUCAUAGAGGGACAGGUCUGUCUCAGAGUGUCUUUACUGUCAUAGGAGUUCACAGUAUUCUCCAGCCCCAUUUAAUUUCCUAUUCAGUCGUUGUUUAUUGAGUCAUCUGUGUUUGAUACUGUGCGUAUAAUCUCAGACUGAGAAAUCCUAAAGCCACUCUUCAUUUCUUCUGCCGUUUUGUCACGUGUGCCUUGUUUGUAAGUGUAAGGAUAUUUUAUGUGUGUGAAAGACUCGACCUGUAUUUUCUUGUACUUAGCCAUGAGAUAUGGAGGAAGACUGUUUGUAAACAAAUAAUUCAGAUGCUGCUUGGGGCUGAGAAAGAUCAGUUAUGUUCAUGUAAGCCUAUCUUAUUGUGUUGUGUGCGUGUGUGUGCGUGUGUGUGCGUGUGUGUGUGCGUGUGUGUGCGUGUGUGUGCGCGCGUGUGUGUGUGUGUGUUUAGCACUAAGCCUUUGCUGCUGUGGCCCUCUCAAGCUCUCUGAGUCUGUGUGCUGACCAGAUCUCCUUUCAAAGUCUAAUUAGGUUUGUGACUGGGGUAAGUGCGUGUGACAGAAUCUAGUUAUCAAGCUUUACAUAGUUUGAUAGACUGAUGAGUCUCACUCUGUUUGCAUUGCCCUCUAAACCUCCUUUUAAUCCACAUUUCUUUUCAAAGUAUUCAAUAUUCUCAGUGUGUUUAUCAGUUGAUUGUCUUUGGCUGUGAAAUUGGUUUGAAAUUUAAUUGGUUUAUUAAUACAAAAGUUAUGGAGGCAAAAAUAUGGAUGCUGAUAUUGCAAAAUGCUUUUUACCAAACUGACUAUUUGUUAGGUCUCUACCAGUGUUAAUGGUUUUAUAUUAUAAAAAGUAAAUAUUAAAAUUUAGUUCAAUGUGUCUGUUUGAUAUGACAUUAUGUUAUUGACAGAGUUUGUUACUAAAGACAUACAAGCUGGAUUCAAUGGCAUAAACAGAAUGCAAGUUUUUAUUAAUUUGUCAAUUUUGGUAAUGAUCGAUAAAGGGAAAAGUUGUGUGUGUGUGAAUGUAUGCAAGUAUGUGUGCAUGUUUUUGUUUUUGAUGUAAGGCAAACAUUGUGCAAACUUGGAUGUUCCAGUGAUGUGCAUUUAUGUGUUCAAGUGGGAUCUGCAACAUCUGAACAAACUAAUUUAUAUAUUUUAGAUGCUGAACUGUGCUCUGAGUGGACUUGGUGUUGAAAUCCAAGUUUAUUUUAUUUACCAUUUCAUUAAGCAGACAUCUAUGCUCACUGCCUUAAAAUUCAUCCAGUCUGUUUCUAUGUGGCAUGUUUUAUGGAGAAAAAAAAAAGAAAAAAAAAAAAGAUUUUUAAAAUGUGGAAGACAUAUUGUACAGUAGACCAAUGUCAGUUUGUAUAAAGUACUACGUGAAAAUAUUUAUUACAUGCAUUGAAAGAAAUUGUUUACCUAUUAAAUGUUACAUGUUUAUGUAGAGACAUUUAGAUGUAAUAAAAUGCAUUGAG
Molecule: messenger RNA, 4378 nt
Organism: Myxocyprinus asiaticus (Chinese sucker)
Lineage: Eukaryota; Metazoa; Chordata; Actinopteri; Cypriniformes; Catostomidae
Product: E3 SUMO-protein ligase PIAS1-like
Exons: 14
Coding region: 6-1958 (650 amino acids)
Biological process (GO): protein sumoylation; regulation of transcription by RNA polymerase II
Molecular function (GO): transcription coregulator activity; SUMO ligase activity; zinc ion binding
Source: RefSeq, a predicted model, not a curated record